AUGCCGGCCGUCCACGAGUACCAAGCAAAGAUCGACAAGCAAACGCGCGAGAUUCAGCGCCUCAAGACCCAAGUCCAGCUCCUUUUGGAAAAAGGAAGCGACCAAACGUACGAGGACGCGGAUCCGGCCCAAGGGGUGGGCAGCCUCAUGCUGCCGACGUACCCCCAGCCCCCGUCGCUCGCGGCGAGUCCGACGGCGGCGCAGACGAUCCACAGUAUCUCGCGGAAAACCGACUCGACGUUAAGCUUCUUAGCCAUGCAGCCAUUGCCCAACAACGACGAGGACGACACUUAUGGUUAUGGCGACCACACUAAUGCCGCCAGUCCGUCUUAA
Messenger RNA from Saprolegnia parasitica CBS 223.65, 333 nucleotides. RefSeq lists its product as hypothetical. The coding region runs from base 1 to 333 and encodes 110 amino acids. The record is from RefSeq and is a predicted model, not a curated record. Lineage: Eukaryota; Oomycota; Saprolegniomycetes; Saprolegniales; Saprolegniaceae. The transcript is spliced from 2 exons.